This is a messenger RNA of Ophidiomyces ophidiicola, 3240 nucleotides long. RefSeq lists its product as uncharacterized. The record is from RefSeq and is a predicted model, not a curated record. Gene Ontology annotation, biological process: NADPH regeneration; proton transmembrane transport. NCBI's taxonomy places the organism in Eukaryota, Fungi, Ascomycota, Eurotiomycetes, Onygenales, Onygenaceae. Gene Ontology annotation, molecular function: NADP binding; NAD binding. The transcript is spliced from 18 exons. Gene Ontology annotation, cellular component: mitochondrial inner membrane. The coding region runs from base 1 to 3240 and encodes 1079 amino acids.
AUGUUGGCGACAGUGAAGCCUUUCCCCUCAUGCCAGGCUAGUACCCGUGCAGGGCUUAGGAGACGAUUGGUGAUCGCCCUCUCGGUUUUCCAAUCGCGCACGUUCUCCUACACUGCGAAGCGGCAAGAGGAGAAGCAACAGCAGUCCCCGCCCAGCCUCAUCACCUCUGUUCCCUACUCUGCGCUUACUGUCGGUAUUCCUCUCGAAACGUACCUAAACGAGCGCCGCGUUGCCCUUACGCCCCAGAAUGCCGCCCUUCUUCUCAAAAAGGGGUUCAGCCGCGUCCUUGUCGAGCGUGGUGCCGGAUCAGAGGCAAAAUUUACAGAUCAAGCAUACCAGAAUGCUGGCGCCAUCGUGGUGGACCGCUCCCAGCUCUGGGCGGAUAGUGAUAUUCUGCUCAAGGUUCGCAGUCCCAUGAUUGAAGGCGAUAUCAAUGAGGUCCGCCAGAUGCGCGAAGGCUCGACGCUGUUAUCGUUCCUGUAUCCAGCGCAGAAUAAGAACAUCGUAGAAUCAUUAGCUGCUCGCCAUGUCACCUCGUUUGCUAUGGAUAUGAUUCCGCGUAUUUCGCGCGCGCAAGUGUUUGAUGUCCUGAGCUCUAUGGCAAAUAUUGCUGGAUACAAAGCUAUUUUAGAGGCAUCCAAUCAUUUCGGCAGAUUUUUACCAGGUCAAGUCACCGCAGCUGGGUGCGGCUCAAUUACUUUUCUUAUACCUCCUGGUAAGGUUCUUGUUAUUGGAGCCGGUGUUGCAGGUCUCAGUGCGAUUUCUGCGGCACGCCGGAUGGGAGCAAUUGUUCGUGGGUUCGACACUCGGCCUGCAGUACGCGAACAAGUUCAGUCCUUAGGCGCCGAAUUUAUUGAAGUCGAUUUCAAGGAAGAUGGCUCUGGCGCUGGUGGAUAUGCAAAAGAAAUGUCAAAGGAAUUUAUUGAAGCUGAGAUGAAAUUAUUUCUGGAGCAAGCGCGCGAGGUGGAUAUUAUCGUCACGACAGCCUUGAUCCCAGGGAAACCUGCGCCGAAAUUGAUUACUGAUGAGAUGGUUUCAGCUAUGAAGCCUGGGUCUGUGAUUGUCGAUCUAGCCGCUGAAGCUGGUGGAAAUUGCACCCUGACAGUUCCAGGGCAGCUUGUGACGCGGAACGGGGUGACUAUCAUUGGAUACACGGAUCUUCCAUCCCGGCUUCCUACACAAUCAUCGACUCUAUACUCGAACAAUAUCACCAAGUUCUUGCUCUCGAUGACGCCCGAAGAGAAACACUUUGCAGUCGACCCCGCGGAUGAAGUCGUACGAGGCUCAAUUGUCACUCACGAUGGCCAAAUCCUCCCUCCCGCCCCACGGCCAGCACCGCCACCAACUCCACAGUCAAAGGCCGCUCCUACGGAAGUCUCUAAGGAGUCCGCUGAGCUGGCCCUAACGCCAUUCCAGAAAGUAUCUCGUGAAGUUGCGACUGUGACAACUGGAAUGGGAUCAGCCCUGGCACUGGGAAAAUUUACCGGUCCGUUAUUCAUGGGUAAUAUGUUCACGGCUGGCCUUGCCGGUCUGAUUGGAUAUCGAGUUGUCUGGGGCGUGACUCCGGCCUUGCACUCACCGUUGAUGAGUGUCACGAAUGCUAUCUCAGGAAUGGUGGGAGUGGGAGGCCUGUUCAUUAUGGGUGGAGGAUAUCUACCGGGUACCAUACCACAGGCUCUGGGCGCCUUAUCGGUCCUCCUGGCUUUUGUGAACGUAUCUGGCGGAUUUGUGAUUACCAAGCGAAUGCUCGAUAUGUUUAAACGCCCUACUGACCCUCCGGAAUACCCUUGGCUUUAUGCCAUUCCCGGCCUACUUUUUGGUGGAGGCUAUGUCGCCGCUGUGAGCACUGGUAUGGCCGGCCUCGUACAAGCAGGCUAUCUCGUUAGCAGUGUCCUGUGUAUCAGCUCGCUUUCCGGGCUUGCUUCCCAAACAACUGCCCGAAAAGGAAAUAUGCUCGGUAUUCUGGGUGUUGGCUCCGGUAUACUUGCAUCGUUGGCUGCUGUUGGCUUCCCAGUUGAGGUUCUCGCCCAAUUCGUUGGUGUUGCCGGAAUUGGUAGUAUUCUUGGUGCCGUUAUCGGCCGUCGUAUCACUCCAACUGAGCUUCCACAGAUGGUCGCUGCCUUACACUCUGUUGUCGGCCUAGCAGCAGUCUUGACUAGUAUUGGUAGCGUACUUGCAGAUGUCGGGUCUAUUUCUACUCUGCACCUUGUUACCGCGUACUUGGGCGUCCUCAUCGGCGGUGUUACUUUUACCGGCUCAAUCGUAGCGUUCCUUAAACUUGCUGGCAAGAUGGCCUCGAGACCUUUGAACCUUCCAGGGAAACACUUGAUAAAUUCCUCUCUACUUGGCAGCAAUAUGGCACUCAUGGGUGCUUUCAUCACCAUGGCUCCAGGUUCUCCUGCAAUUGCUGCCGCAUGCUUAGGGACGAAUACUGUCCUGAGUUUCUUGAAGGGAUAUACUACUACAGCUGCGAUCGGCGGCGCGGAUAUGCCUGUCGUCAUCACCGUGCUUAACGCGUACUCUGGCUUCGCCCUUGUUGCAGAAGGAUUUAUGUUGAACAAUCCUUUGCUCACUACUGUUGGAUCACUGAUUGGUGUCAGCGGCUCGAUUUUGUCAUACAUCAUGUGUGUCGCAAUGAACCGUUCAUUGACAAAUGUUUUAUUUGGCGGAAUUUCUUCUCCGACCCAAACUGAACAUAAAAUUGAAGGCCAGAUUACAAAGACUUCUGUUGAUGAUACUGCUGAUACCCUUUUAAACGCAGAAAGUGUUAUUAUUGUUGUUGGGUACGGGAUGGCUGUUGCUAAAGCCCAAUAUGCGAUAUCUGAGAUCACGCGGAUGCUCCGUGCUAAAGGUGUUAAGGUGCGGUUUGCCAUUCAUCCAGUCGCUGGAAGAAUGCCUGGACAGUGCAAUGUUCUUCUUGCUGAAGCUGCCGUUCCCUAUGAUAUUGUCCUGGAAAUGGAUGAAAUUAACGAUGACUUUGGUGACACUGAUGUUACCCUUGUAAUUGGGGCAAAUGAUACAGUCAAUCCCAUUGCACUUGAACCCGGCUCGCCCAUUGCUGGCAUGCCUGUUCUCAAUGUGUGGAAGAGCAAGGAAGUUAUCGUCAUGAAACGCGGGAUGUCCAGUGGCUAUGCCGACGUACCGAAUCCUAUGUUCUACAUGCCAGGAACCAAGAUGCUUUUUGGUGAUGCGAAGACUUCAUGUGAUGCUAUUCAACACGCCCUCGAGGCUCGAAAGUAA